Messenger RNA from Oncorhynchus kisutch (coho salmon), 4036 nucleotides. Its product is annotated as zinc finger protein OZF-like. The transcript has 2 exons. The record is from RefSeq and is a predicted model, not a curated record. The coding region runs from base 262 to 1896 and encodes 544 amino acids. NCBI's taxonomy places the organism in Eukaryota, Metazoa, Chordata, Actinopteri, Salmoniformes, Salmonidae.
AGUGUGACGUAUAAUCUAGUUGACGGAACGCUUCUUUCAACAGCAGCAACACUUAGUCAGACACCUCCGUAGCUUGCUAGACAAAAUAGCUGAACCAAUAACGCUCUUUAGACGCUUUCGUGUAUAUUAGUCACUGUGUUUUAAACCCACUUCUGUCGUCUAGUUAGUUGUCCGAUUUAAUUUCAUAUUUACGGUGUUGUUAUUAUUCAGCUAGCGGGCUGGGUAAGUUAGCAUUAGCCUAGCUAGCUAGCAUCCUCGACCAUGAGUUCACUAAGCUACUCUCCUCCUGAUAAAGAAGAGGUGGUCUGCUGCACGGAGAAAGAAGCUCUCGUCAAAGAGGAGGAGGAAGAGGAGGCUGUUACAAUACAAAAACAAGUAGAGGUUGAGGCUUUUACCGUGAAAGAAGAAGAGAAAGACGUUACAGUUAAAGAAGAGGAAGACGCGUUCAGAGUGAAAGAGGAGGAGGAUGUUACAGUAAAAGAAGAGGAGGCAGAGAAAGAGGAGGAUGCAGUUUUUGGAGUGAAAGAGGAGGAGGGGGAGAUGACUGUCACAUCCAAAAAGGAGGAGGAAGAAGAGGAGGAAACUGGAUAUCUCGGGCCGGUUUCCCAGACGCAUCUUAAGGCAUCCAACCAUGAAGUUAGCCUUAUGAUGCCUCCGGGAAACCGGUCCCUGGUUAACACUAGAGCGAGACGGGACUAUCUUGGAUCCUCUGGGGAGCCUCAACAACCUCAUGAAGCUGAUGAGGCAAAGAAGAGUCUCUCUAGAUCAGAACACCCCAGUAAACAACAGCAGAGAUCCACAGGAGAGAAACCUUACUGCUGCUCCGACUGUGGGAAACAUUUCUCAAGAUCAAAUUCACUAAAAGUACACCUGAGAAUUCACACUGGAGGGAAAUCUCACUGGUGCUCUGACUGUGGGAAAAUAUUUAACUCUACAGUAGACCUUAAAAUACAUCAUAGAAUUCACACAGGAGAGAAAUCUUAUGGCUGUGAUCAAUGUGGGAACAGUUUUUCUCAGCUAAAAACCCUGAAAUCACACCAGAGAACACACACAGGAGAGAAACCUUAUGGCUGUGAUCAAUGUGGGAAGAGUUUUACUGUGUCAAGCUCCUUGAUAGUGCACCAGAGAAUACACACAGGAGAGAAGCUUCACCAUUGUUCAUUUUGUGGGAAAAGCUUUUCAACAUCACACACCUUGAAGGUGCACCAGAGAAUGCACACAGGAGAGCGACCUUAUAGCUGUAAUCAAUGUGGGAAGUGUUUUUUUACAUCUAGCAAUCUGACAAAACACCAGAGAACACACACAGGAGAGAAACCAUAUAGCUGUAAUCAAUGUGGGAAGUGUUUUGUUCAAUCUGGAGAUCUGAAGAUACACCAGAGACUACACACAGGAGAGAAACCUUAUGGCUGUGAUCAAUGUGGGAAGAGGUUUAAUCAGUCAAGCAGCCUGAUAGUACACCAGAGAACACACACAGGAGAGAAACCUUAUGGCUGUGAUCAAUGUGGGAAGAGUUUUAAUCAGUCAAGCAGCCUGAUGGUACACCAGAGAUCACACACAGGAGAGAAACCAUAUAGCUGUACUCAAUGUGGGAAGAGUUUUGUUACAUCUGGCUGUCUGAUUACACACCAGAGAACACACACAGGAGAGAAACCUUAUACCUGUGAUCAAUGUGGGAAGAGUUUUACUCAGUUAAACAGCCUGAUGGUACACCAGAGAUCACACACAGGAGAGAAACCAUAUAGCUGUACUCAAUGUGGGAAAAGUUUUAAUUGGCUCAACAGCCUGGUAUCACACCAGAGAACACACACAGGAGAGAAACCUCAUAGCUGUAAUCAAUGUGACAAGAGAUUCUCAGAUAAAAGAUAUCUGAUUAAACAUCAGAAAAUACAUAGAUGAAGGAGUUGUUUCAUGAUAUCAUUGUAAUGUCACUGUCACUGUUUUUAACAUUGUUGUAGGAUAAUUUUAAUGUUUGUUCAAUUGAUUUGAGAUUUUUGUUGUAAAGGGUUUUAACAAGGUUUCCCAUGCUUGUUCAAUGAACCAUAAACAAUUAAUGAACAUACACCUGUGGAACGGUCCUUAAGACACUAACAGCUUACAGACGGUAGGCAAUUAAGGUCACAGUUAUGAAAAUUUAGGACACUAAAGCGGCCUUUCUACUGACUCUGAAAAACACCAAAAGAAAGAUGCACAGGGUCCCUCACCAUAUGUGUGAACGUGCCUUAGGCAUGCUGCAAGGAGGCAUGAGGACUGCAGAUGGGACCAAGGCAAUAAAUUGCAAUGUCCGUACUGUGAGACAGGGAGACAGGACGGACAGCUGAUCACCCUCGCAGUGGCAGUCCAGACUGUCCACAAUAGGCUGAGAGAGGCUGGGCUGAGGGCUUGUAGGCCUGUUGUAAGGCAGGUCCUCACCAGACAUCACCGGCAACAAUGUCGCCUAUGGGCACAAACCCACCGUUGCUGGACCAGACAGGACCGGCAAAAAGUGCUCUUCACUGACGAGUCGCAGUUUUGUCUCAUUGGGGGUGAUGGUCGGAUUUGCGUUUAUCGUCGAAGGAAUGAGCAUUUCACCGAGGCCUGUACUCUGGAGCGGGAUUGAUUUGGAGGUGGAGUGUCCGUCAUGGUCUGGGGCGAUGUGUCACAGCAUCUUUGGCCUGAGCUUGUUGUCAUUGCAGGGAAGACAUCCUGUGUGGUACUCUUCCUGCAGGCUCAUCCUGCCAUGACCCUCCAGCAUGAGAAUGUCACCAACCACACUGCUCGUUCUGUGUGAUUUUCUGCAAAACAGGAAUGUGUUCUGCCAAGGCCAGCGAAGAGCCCGAAUCUCAAUCCUAUUGAGUACAUCUGGGACCUGUUGGAUUGGAGGGUGAGGGCUAGGGCCAUUCCCCCCAGAAAUGUCCGGGAACUUGCUGGUGCCUUGGUGAAUGAGUGAGGUAACAUCACACAGCAAGAACUAGCAAAUCUGGUGAAGUACAUGAGGAGGAGAUGCACUGCAGUACUUAAUGCAGCUGGUGGCCACACCAGAUACUCACUGUGCCUUUUGAUUUUGACCCUCCUUUGUUCAGGGACACAUAAUUCAAUGUCUGUUCAUCACAUGUCUCUGGAACUUGUUCAGUUUGUCUCUCAGCUGUUGAAUCUUGUUAUGUUCAUACACAUGUUAAGUUUGCUGAAAGUAAACGCAGUUGACAGUGAGAGGACGUUUCUUUUUUUGCUGAGUUUAUUUGUUGUCUUAAGGGAGAAGGUGUUAUGGGCUUUGGUUUUUCCAUUUAUGUUUUGAGGAUGGACUUCAGCACGUAUAGCUCAUUAGCAUGUAGGGUGCACUGAUUGUCUCCUCCUUAGUAUGUGUUACACCUGUGCUGGCUUGUCCAUCUCGUUAAUUGGAAGGCGUUUCACCUGAGCUGGCCCAGGUUCUAUUUAAGAGUGGCUGGCCCAGGUGCUCCGGAUGCUAUUUAAGAGUGGCUGGCCCAGUGCUCCAGGUGCUAUUUAAGAGUGGCUGGCCCAGUGCUCCAGGUGCUAUUUAGGAUUGUCUGGCCUAGUGCUCCAGAUGCUAUUUAAGAGUGGCUGGCCCAGGUGCUCCAGAUGCUAUUUAAGAGUGGCUGGCCAAGUGCUCCUGGUUAUAAUUAAGAGUGGCUGGCCCAGUGUUCUAGGUGAUAUUUUAGAAUGUCUGUCCCAGAUGCUCCAGGAUCUAUUUAAGAGUGGCUGGCCCCGUGCUCCAGGUUAUAAUUAAGAGUGUCUGGCCCAGUGCAUCACCCAUAGAAUCAUAUUGUUGAUAUUUUAAUCAAUGGCAUUUCCUUAGGAUGCUCAUUAGUCUUUCAAUCUUCUGUUUUUUAUCCUCUUAUGUUGUGUACUAAAUAUUUCUGUUUAUUCUUGUUUGUUUUUUCCCUGUGAAGCCAUUGUGUUGCAUCCAUGUCUGAAAUGUACUAUAGAAAUAAAGCUUGAUUUAAACAUAUUGCAAACCAUAUUAACCCAAUGACCGACAAUCAACAGAUUCUUGCAAAACCAAUUAACAAAUAUUUUUACCUUUAACUAGGCAAGUCAGUUA